AUGAAGCUGUUGAUAAUUAGUCCAUGCGAAGAAAAUUUUUAUUUUUCAGAUGAGUUGCAUUCUCAAAUAACUGAUCACAAACUUUAUCGAUAUUUAGCACCAUCAAGUAGCACUUUAAAACAAGCUUCGUUGUGGUUGAAUGCUUCUUCAACACGAAGUCGGAAACGAAAAUACCGACGGGAUGAAGAUUCAGAUUUAUUGGUGCCUAAAAAAGUCGAAUUGAAUCUAACAGCAAUUCCAGUUAGAAUCAAUGACUUAGAAUGUCUGCAGUUUCAUAAAACAUUUAUGUGGUCUACAGAAUUCGUUGUCUUUACAUUAGCGCUUACUCAAAUAGUCGCUACGUAUUUUAUGAGCAGUGUUGCUAUUGGAGAAAGAAAUCUGAUCAUUUCAAUAGCUGCCUUAUUCUUUUUAUUAUCAUUAAUGUUAAUCAUGUUUGCAGAAAGCAUCUUUGAUAUGCCUUUAAAUGAAGCAUUUGAUGCAUUGAAAAAUUCAACGUCCAAGUUUAUGAUGGCCAGUAAUAUUCCCAAUUAUAUCCCUCAUCAUUCUCCACUUUUAUUCUUUGUUUCUUUAGCUGUUAUGUUGGCAUUUUUUGCUUCGUUGCUUGUUUUUCCUGGUUUUAGAUAUGCUCGCAUGUAUUCUGAUCUCAUCAAAAAUACUGAAAGACCUUUUAACCGGUUUUUGUACCACAUUACAUUCAUGUCUCAGUUUCUGGCAUUGUUUUUGUAUUCACAUGUUGCAAAAAAUUACCUCGUCUAUGGUCGGAGACAGCUGCUGAAUGAAUCUCAGAUGGAUACUGUACGAAUAUAUGUGGUUAUUUUAACUGCACUUUUUCGCAUUGCAUUGUAUCGUCCUCAUUUACAAUCAUUUCUAGAUCAAGCUGUGAUUGUUCUUUCUAAAAUUCAUCGCGAAAGUGGGUAUGUUAAGGCAUCCGUGCUUCAGAUGAAGAUACUGCGUUAUUUUUAUUAUUUACAUGUUGCUGCUUUGCAUUACUUCAUACCACCUUUUUUGCCUGUGAUUUAUGCACUGAUACUGAAAGCAACAUGUGGUAUUUCAUGGAUUGGAAUAAAUGAUGAUUCAAUUCAGAUGCACAAUUUUUCUGGUUAUCCUGCCGGUUCAUUGCGAUCACUGUUUAAUGCAAAAGUACAUCGAGGAUUAUGGCAAAUUCUAAUCAUUACAUCUCUUGGAACUAAUGCAGCGUUCUCCUUGGUCGGCCUUAUGUAUACUCAUCGUUUUGAAUUGUCUUAA
Thelazia callipaeda (thelaziosis nematode) is the source of this 1245-nucleotide messenger RNA. NCBI's taxonomy places the organism in Eukaryota, Metazoa, Nematoda, Chromadorea, Rhabditida, Thelaziidae. The record is from the annotation of a GenBank genome assembly.